AAAUGUCAAGUUCAUCAUUGGACAGUCUCAUGUGAAAAAGGUUUGACUUCAAUAAUCAACAAAGAACAACAUCAAUAACUUGACAAAGACAAACAUGUUUACAGUUGCAAAAUCAUUGCCCAGAAGCUGCAGAAAUCUUCAGAAAACACAGAACUUGCUUGUUUUGUGUUCACCACAGUGCAACCACGUCCAACAGCGAAAUGUUUUUUGGAGAAAAAAAUUUGUUUGGAAUGAGGACAUGAAGUUCAAUCUUUAUAAAGACUAUGACUUCUCUUACGAAGGAAUAAAGGGCAUGUUAUUAAACAAAACAAGAAAAGCAUAUGAGAAGGAACAAGGAUACUUGGAAGCGCGAGUGAACAUGCUUGGUCCAGAUAUUGCCGCUGCCGAGAUGAUCCUGUUAUGGAAGGGGAAGGUGAAGUUCGUAGACGAUGAGAUUUGGUACGAGGCUUACGAGAGCGGACAGUUGCCUUUACCAAAGCAGUAUGAUCCUGGAUACCGGCUUGAGGCAGUCGAUCUCUCUAAUACCAACUGGACAUUAUUGGCUAUGGAACACUUCAGAUACCUCGACCACCUCGUUUAUGUUAACCUAUCAGGAGCCCAGUUUGUGACAGACUGGUAUGUGGAAAGACUGGUAUCUCUGUGUCCUACAAUCGAGUGUCUCGAUCUUGAAGGGUGCCAGGGAAUCACAGAUAUGACACUGGAGCUUGUAUCAAAAAUCAGACACAUGAAAGUCCUAAACAUCAAAGACUGUACAAAUAUUAAGCAAGCGGAUGUGUUCAGUGUAUUCCUAGAAGACUUUUGCCCUGAUAUACAGAUUCUUGGGCUGGACAGUUUGCCAAAACUCAAAACAUCGCUCCAUGAAUAUGAACACAGUAACAGUCGAUUUUUGAAUCUGGGUGAAAGUGCUAGACAUCACAAUGAAGAAAAAAAGUGUGAAAUGAUAGGUUGAUUUGGUAGUUUCAUGUUUGAGCUCAUCUGGUGUUAGAAUUUAUUGCAGUGGAAAUGGAAGUGAGAACAAUUCAUUUUACAUCACAUUACUGCAUCUGACCUACAGAUAAGCUAGUUCCCCAUUAGCAUAAACAAUAAUUUUGAUGCCUGGUGACUCCAUGUUAUUUUGCUAUCUGCUAUCAGCAGAAAGGUGAUUGGUAAUAACUUACUGAUUACUAAUACAUAAAAUAAUUUACCAAAAUAACAGUUAAUAGUAAAAAGUUCAAGUUAUUGCAGUUUGAAUUUUGUUCUUUAUUUUUUUGUUCUUUUUUUUUAAAUAAAAUGUGGCAUGACUGAUUUUUCAAUCGUACAAGGUAAAAUGCUAAAUACAUGAUGUGGUUGAGGAUGCCCUCUCGAUGCCAUCUCCAUAUUAAAGAUUAGGAAUGCUACUUCAGAUUGAUAUUUUGUUUAAGCCUGAGUGAUGCACAUAAUUUAUAGAUAUUAUACUUUGAAUUCAGUCCAAUAUCUGCACUGCAGAGAACAUUUUCAUAAAUAUCCCUAGAGAUGAAAUGUUUUUUGCUGGACCAGAACUUCGAUGUCUUCCGGCUGGAUGAAAUAUUGAUUCCUUGAAAUAUUAACGGUGCUAAACUUCAAAGUGAGUGAAUAUUCUUUUCAUAGGACAAAACGUGACAGACCUUUGUAUUUUUAGUUAUAUUGAUUGGGUUUAAACUGAAUUUUAAGGAAAUGUAUGGUUUUCAUAUAUACAUGCAACACUAGGAAUGGCAAUUUUUUCCAAUCUAAAGUUUUGUCUGUUUGUAUUGAAAUGUAUAAGGAAAUUAAUUAGUAGUGCAUAACCUUCAAGGCACAAAAGUGUAUCAUUUUCACAUAUUAUUGCUGUUCACAGAAGACCCUUUGAAAUGAAUCAUGUACCAGAAUAGUAUUUAUUUUACCAGGCAUCAUAAAUCCACAUAGCUGAUACAUUAAUGUAGCUUUUAUCAACAGUAAAGCACAAAGUAAUGUUCUCACUUUGGUUUUCACCGCAAUAAUUUGGAUGUAUUCAUUUUUUAACUCUUGGAUGAAUAUUAAAGUGGAAGGGGAAUAUGUGACCAGUGAUUUUAACAAUAGUAUAAGGCUUCUGUUAAACCAAGACACACAUGAAGAAAUUAUGACAUAAUGCAUUUUUAUACAUGUGUAAGUAAGACAUGGUUGUAAUUUUUGUUACUGGCUUGCCCAGGUAUUUUUUCUUGAAAUUUUGAAAAUCUGGGUCUAUGUACAUGGACCAUGUUAAAGUAAUGGUGUUUUAUGCAUAAAUAAUUGGCUCCAUGUCAUAUUUUCAUCCGCACAUUAGAAAUACAUUGAUUGUUUUUA
This is a messenger RNA of Mya arenaria, 2295 nucleotides long. RefSeq lists its product as uncharacterized. The coding region runs from base 95 to 949 and encodes 284 amino acids. The record is from RefSeq and is a predicted model, not a curated record. The transcript is spliced from 6 exons. Lineage: Eukaryota; Metazoa; Mollusca; Bivalvia; Myida; Myidae.